This is a messenger RNA of Pteropus alecto (black flying fox), 3200 nucleotides long. It is a transcript of the gene GSTZ1, whose product is annotated as glutathione S-transferase zeta 1. The record is from RefSeq and is a predicted model, not a curated record. The coding region runs from base 814 to 1392 and encodes 192 amino acids. Gene Ontology annotation, cellular component: cytoplasm; mitochondrion. Gene Ontology annotation, molecular function: glutathione transferase activity; maleylacetoacetate isomerase activity. Gene Ontology annotation, biological process: L-phenylalanine catabolic process; glutathione metabolic process. Lineage: Eukaryota; Metazoa; Chordata; Mammalia; Chiroptera; Pteropodidae. The transcript has 10 exons.
GCUCGGCCCGGCCCACAGCUCGGACAACGACUCCCAGCGUGCAGUGCGCCGCGCUGCGCCGGCCCGUUUUGCGCCUGCGUACUGCCCGCCCGGCCUGUGGUGGGUCCCGGCCGUACUAGGCCCGCGGCUGCCCGUCCUCAUGGGGACCUGUCGGGCACGGUCGGGUCGAUGUUCCCUCGCGUUUCACGUGACCCCCCCUCCCCCACUAUUAGGGCUUCCAAACGUUGCCCCUCGCUUGCCUUUUCUGCAUAGCCCUGCAUCGUUCUUUCCCGGCAGAUCGGCCCGAAAGGCCCUCACAGUUACCGUAUGGCCUUCCAGGGUCGUUUCAUUUUGAGAGAGCACGAGGGGCGAGGGGAGGCAGUGGCGCUUUAAGUCAUCGUAGUCACUUGAGGAGCUUACCGGAAUCUACGCCAGGGCCUGAGAAUCUGCAUGUUUAAUAGCACCCCAGAUGAGUCUCAUUAAAGUUUGAGAGCCGCUGUUGUAGCUCGAAGGUGACAGGCACAUCAGCCCAUUCUCUAUUCCUAUUUCCGAAGCUCCUGCUCCUGGAGAGUUCGAAUCGAUGCCUUAAUGAGGGCAAAUUUGCAUGUCUCCAACAAAAAAGUCCUAUUCACCCCUGUUUAAGGACCUGGAAGGGACAGAGAUGAGGAGGACGCUUCCCUGCUGUGUGCCAGGGCACACACCUUUAUAGCACCACCCAGGGGCACGAAGGCCCUUUUGGAGCUCUGGCCUUGAAAAGCAUCGACUAUGAGACAAUACCUGUCAACCUCAUAAAGGAUGGGGGCCAGCAGGUAAGGAGGCUUCCCCCAGGCCACAAUGUGGGAGUUGGAGGCCUUGGAGAAGGAACCAGCAGGGGGUGCAGACUUCUGCCCCCAAGAGUUCUCCGAAGAAUUCCAGGCACUGAAUCCCAUGAAGCAGGUGCCAGCCCUGAAGAUUGAUGGCAUUACCAUUUGCCAGUCACUGGCCAUCAUUGAGUACCUGGAGGAGACUCGGCCCACUCCACGACUCCUGCCUCGGGACCCAAAGAAGAGAGCCAGCGUGCGCAUGAUUUCCGACCUCAUCGCUGGAGGCAUCCAGCCCCUGCAGAACCUGUCUGUCCUGAAGGAAGUGGGACAGGAGAAACAGCUGGCCUGGGCCCAGAAGACCAUCAGCUCUGGCUUUAAUGCUUUGGAGCAGAUCCUGCAGAGCACAGCCGGGAAGUACUGUAUGGGAGAUGAGGUGUCCAUGGCUGACCUCUGCUUAGUACCUCAGGUGGCAAAUGCUGAAAGGUUCAAGGUGGAUCUCACUCUGUAUCCUACCAUCAGCCAUAUCAACAAAUCACUACUGGCCUUGGAGGCCUUCCAAGUAUCUCACCCCUGCCGGCAGCCAGACACACCCCCGGAGCUGAGGGCCUAGCUCUCAAACCAUGCCGCACUGGUGCAGAAGUAGUAGCUGGAGGGCUGAACAGGCCUGGAAAAGAGCAAGCCGUAACUGGAGAGGCAAGAGACUUGUACUCCUAGCCCUUGAACUUGAACUCUAGCCCUGGAUCUGCCUUGACACUUAACCUCUUUCUGCCGUUGUCCCCUCAUCUGUCAAAUUAGGGCAAGGUGAAGUGGGAAUAUGUGGGAAGGAGGGAGGUGGGAACAUUACCUGCAACCUGUGUCAUGAAGCAGUCAUGCAGAUGAAGUGAGAAUGAAGACUAAAAUGCCUGGCAAGUUUACUGGAGAGCCACAGGAAGUCUGAGCACCGCUUCCCAUCCCCUCCACAGUACCUGACUCCCAAAGAAUGACCAUGCUACAAUCUGAUAAUUAAACUGAAGCCCAGUCCUCCAGGACAGUUAAGGCUGAAAUGUUCAGUUGUUCAGUUAAGGCAGUUCCAGAAGAUGAUCGCUCUUCCUAGCUGGAAUCCCCCUGUGUCUGGACCAGGAGAAGAAGUCAGCUAGCCCCUUGUGGACCCUGUGAUAGGCCUGGCCCCAUGGACUGAAGAGCAAGGAAAAGAAAUCACCCUAAAAACCUGCCUGAGAAAAUCAGAUAAGAUCCAGAAAAGACCAGAUAUAAGAAGCAGGAAAAAGGAUUCUGUGACCAGUUGAGUUCCUAGGACUAGGAAAGGUACCAAUGUUACAUUCUACUGCCGCUCCAGAGGGAAGGUGGCCCUUCAGCCCAGUCCCUCAUCUUCAGGGACAGCAUUUCUGGACCAGUCCCAGGAUUAGGCAGUUAGGGUAAAUCCAGUCAGGAAUGAAUGGCCCUGGAAACUGGAGACAGCCUUCUCCAUGGGCAGUGUGAACAGAUACUGACUAGCUCAGGAGACCAAUCAAAUAACAGUUUACCUUUGGUUCCCAUGCCUGGCAAUGUUCAACCAGAACCAAGAUCACCUAUUAGCAGAGAUAUUGUAGGAGACUGGGAUCCCUUCUGGCAGUGAAACAAGAUAACUUUGAUGUCUCAUAGCUAAGAUUGCAUUUCCCCUGCAUGGCGGAAGUUUAAACAGAGAAUUAAAGUAUAUAUGUCUGGUUCAAAUGGGAGCCACUUUCUCAGUUAUGAGUCCCUUCAGCCCCAAUUCCAGGGUACCUAGUUCUCCCCUCUCAUCCUGGGCUCCUUUGUGGCAUUUCCUUUCUUAGAUGACCUGAGUUCCAGGCUCUAAAGUGACCAAAGUGGGCCACUCUUGUUCAUGAGGUGAGUUUGUCCUGGCAGAACCAGAGCAUAACUGGGAAAUAGCUAAGACACAGCAAUGAGAGUGAGUCAGUGGUACCCCCUGUCCUGCCCUGCUGCCAUGAGGACCCUUUUCUCAGGUUACUCCCUGCCUGGCUGGAGCACAGCAGUGGGCCUCCCUGUCACUGGAGAGACAAGGGAUCAGCAAGGAGCUGCAGGCAAGCCACAGGGGCUAGGCUUGGCCAAAUGGGAUGCUGCUGCCACCACCUGAGGAUUAAGGAAGCAGCUGGCUCUACCUCUCACCAACAGGCCUUUGGGAGCCCAAAUGGUCUGAAAUGAUUUCCAGCACUACUGAUGUUACCAGGUUCCCCCACCCCUUCCUCCUCCCAGCUGACUUUUCCUUGUAUCAAAUGAUGACCAGUAUACUGAUCUUCCAACCCUUUGCUUAUGAUAGAUGGCUUAAAUAAUAACUUAGAUUGGUCAUAAAAAAAAUAAUCUUCAGUAUGUUAUGUAUUAGCGGUGACAUAAUGCAUGCAGCAUACCUAAACAUAACUCAUUAAAGAUCCCUAGUUACAUGUA